Kickxella alabastrina is the source of this 736-nucleotide messenger RNA. RefSeq lists its product as uncharacterized. The record is from RefSeq and is a predicted model, not a curated record. Lineage: Eukaryota; Fungi; Kickxellomycota; Kickxellomycetes; Kickxellales; Kickxellaceae. The annotation marks the transcript as partial. The transcript is spliced from 3 exons.
CCAUGAGCAACGCCAGGUGUCGCAUAUUUGUCUUUCUCUCGCUCAUCCUCGCCAUGUCGCCGCUUGCGCUAUCUGUCUUUUGCAUUCUCUAUUUCCAGGUCAUCCUCCUGCACAAUAUCCCGCUGACCACGCGGUGGCCGCGAGUGACCAUGGUUAUUGGCACAUUGGCUAUAUCUUUGGUGCCGGAAAUGUUCACACUGUUUAUUCCUCCGCAUAUGGUCGGGAUGCAAACAUACUGCGAUUAUAACAAGACACCCGGUAAAAAACUGUUUAUCUUUCAAUGGCUCGUCAUACUGGCCCUGUUGGGUGCCACAAUCAAGAGAUCCCAUGAGGUGCAGAGCGGCAUGUCAACAGGGAUGACGUUCCAAACCAGCGAUUGCAGCGAUUGCAGCUCUGCCAGGUCACUCAACAUUCUUGUUUCGGACGUGGUCAAGGAUAACAGAUGCAAUCGAAGACAGAGCAGCAACUCCGUGGUUGCGCACACCAUGCGCUCUAUUGUCUGGUUCCCCAUCGCGCCAAUCGUUUGUCUAGGGUUCAACACCGUUUACUCUAUUGUUUGGUACCAUUUGGUGCUGCAAUAUCUGGCUGUGCCCCUAAUUGCUAUGACGUUUUACUCGAGCCCGCCUGUCAAAAGAGCGUACAGACAGUACAGGAUUGACAAGCGCGCAUUAGACAAGGACCAUUGUCCCGCAAAACAGCGCGGAUGAGCCAAGGCAUUUUUUGUUUGAAUAUUUUU